Drosophila willistoni is the source of this 1533-nucleotide messenger RNA. RefSeq names its product protein gurken. The coding region runs from base 444 to 1421 and encodes 325 amino acids. Lineage: Eukaryota; Metazoa; Arthropoda; Insecta; Diptera; Drosophilidae. Gene Ontology annotation, biological process: epidermal growth factor receptor signaling pathway. Gene Ontology annotation, molecular function: epidermal growth factor receptor binding; receptor ligand activity. The transcript has 4 exons. The record is from RefSeq and is a predicted model, not a curated record.
AACGUUCGCGCAACAACACAUAAAAAUCAAAAUCAUUGAAGAAAAUUCAUCCGCACGGCUCGCUACGAGCGUCGCGACAUUUGCUUUUGGCCUAAAAUAUAUAUACAUUUGAUUUUCAAAAAGAAACAGAUUCAAAAAAUGAUUCAUAUAUAAUGUACAGAAAGAUUUCGAUUGCUCCGGUGCGUUUUUGCGCGAGUACUAUAUAAAAUAUAUAUAGAAGAUACAUAUACAUACAUAUUUGAAAACAAAGCUUAUUCUGAAAUGCAAAUGUAUAAAGUUAAUAUGUUGUUUUUGCUUCUCUGGCCACGACAUUAUCCAAACGCGGCUAGCACGCCGCCAUUUGAUCCUUAAUAAAUUAAACAAUUUCAAAAACAUUCAAAAUUUCCAAAGGGCCAAUCCCCAUCCCCUUUGAAAACAUUUUAUUGACGUAAAUUUCUUCUUCUAUGAUGCGAAUUCAAUGUAUGCAAGUAAUCAAAAUAAUUUUCGUGCUCUCAACAAUUGUCGCAGUCACAGAUUGUUGUUCGAGCCGAAUUUUAUUGUUGCGGGAACAUACGCUGAAAAUUGUGCAGCAUCAGCAUAAUUUUCACAAUCAUCUGCAUGAGCAUGCCCAUCAGUUGCAACAGCAGAUCGAGGAGCAUGUGGUCCAGUUGGUCAAUCAAAUGGAGUUGCAGCAAAAGCUCGACGAACAACUCCAGGAAGCAGACAGCAAUGUGGAACCCGAUCCUGAUCCUGAAGCAGCGGACCAAGAAACAGAACAAAUAGAACCAUUGGAACUGGAUAUUGAAACUGACCCUUCUAGGGGACCACCCUUAACGCUUGAAAUGGCGGCCAGCAGUACUUGGGAGCCAGGAUUGGACCUUAUAACUGACGAAAACUCUUCGACAACAACUGAAAAGACAACCACGGCAAGCACCAGUUCAAGAACAAUAACGUCAACGAAGCCGACCAUUACAGUGACACCAACAGAUGAGCCACCUCCUUCUCCUCCGGCCGAUGGCACCACUACAUCACCAACAGGUCAAACCACAAAUGAACCAGUGAGGGUCACAAUCUCCAUAGAUUUGCCCAUGCUUAACUGCAGUGAGCCCUACGACACAAAAUAUUGUCUCAAUGGUGGUCGUUGUUUUCGUCUACCGGUUAGCAAUCACACACUCAAUUCAUGUGUGUGUGCCGAUGGAUAUGAUGGCCCACGCUGCGAUUUCAAGAGUUGGAAUGGUGACUAUGUUUCAACGCCAGUGGCCUUGGAGCAUCAACCAAGAAUCCUUAUGGCUCAUAUAUUUUUCUCCUUUCCAAUGCUCAUCCUGCUCUCGACCAUAUACGUUCUAUUCGCGGCCGUAUUUAUGUUUCGCAAUGCUCCCGAACACCGUAGGAAGCAGCAGCAAUUACAUUUGCAUAAGCAUCGUUUUUUUGUCAGCUGUUGAUCAGCUUAAAUCGUCAAUUUUUGAGAUCAUCUCCUUGAGAUUUGGAAACAAUUUUUUGGUUUCACCUUAAAUUAGAAUCUAGAUCCUAUAUUGUAGUUUAGUUAGUUAUGUC